Molecule: messenger RNA, 564 nt
Organism: Mesoplodon densirostris (Blainville's beaked whale)
Lineage: Eukaryota; Metazoa; Chordata; Mammalia; Artiodactyla; Ziphiidae
Gene: RPL10L
Product: ribosomal protein L10 like
Exons: 2
Coding region: 1-564 (187 amino acids)
Biological process (GO): ribosomal large subunit assembly; translation
Cellular component (GO): ribosome; cytosolic large ribosomal subunit
Molecular function (GO): structural constituent of ribosome
Source: RefSeq, a predicted model, not a curated record
AUGGGCCGCCGCCCUGCUCGUUGUUACCGGUAUUGCAAGAAUAAGCCGUAUCCAAAGUCUCGCUUUUGCCGAGGUGUUCCUGAUGCCAAGAUCCGUCUCUCUUCUGAAGCCCUGGAGGCCGCCCGAAUUUGUGCCAACAAGUACAUGGUGAAAAGUUGUGGCAAAGAUGGCUUUCACAUCCGAGUGCAACUCCAUCCAUUACAUGUUAUCCGCAUCAACAAGAUGUUGUCCUGUGCUGGGGCUGACAGACUCCAGACAGGUAUGCGAGGUGCCUUUGGAAAACCCCAGGGUACAGUGGCCAGAGUCCACAUUGGUCAAGUCAUCAUGUGCAUCCGCACCAAGCUUCAGAACAAGGAACAUGUGAUUGAAGCCUUACGCAGGGCCAAGUUCAAGUUCCCUGGGCGCCAGAAGAUUCAUAUCUCCAAGAAAUGGGGCUUUACCAAGUUUAAUGCUGAUGAAUUUGAAGACAAAGUGGCUAAGAAGUGCCUCAUCCCGGAUGGUUGUGGAGUCAAAUACAUCCCCAGCCGUGGCCCUCUGGAUAAGUGGCGAGCUCUGCACUCGUGA